Molecule: messenger RNA, 1325 nt
Organism: Anthonomus grandis grandis
Lineage: Eukaryota; Metazoa; Arthropoda; Insecta; Coleoptera; Curculionidae
Gene: mRpS29
Product: 28S ribosomal protein S29, mitochondrial
Exons: 2
Coding region: 104-1267 (387 amino acids)
Biological process (GO): apoptotic process
Cellular component (GO): mitochondrial small ribosomal subunit; mitochondrial ribosome
Molecular function (GO): structural constituent of ribosome
Source: RefSeq, a predicted model, not a curated record
UUCCUAUCUGAUAUAAUCGUUAACCUCACUUUCAAACUGUAAACAUAAGAGGCACCAAUUUGCCAUUUAAAAUAAGUUUUUCAUAUAAAUAUUUAUACGAAAUAUGCUAAAAUCCACAGCAGAUUUUUUAAUAAGAUUCAAUUCUCUACGUGCUAUACCAUGCAGACUGCUCUCGGCCGCCACAGUAUCUAUGAGUGAUCAAAAACUGCACUCGUUUCGCACCCAAGAAACAGAUCCUUUAAAACACAACUCCAAUCAUAGCUCACAAUUUUAUACAAUUCCUGAGCAGGAUAAAAAAGUUCUUUUUCUACAUGGUGGUCUUCCUUUAUCAUAUGAAGUUCAAGCUAAAACUUUUAAUGAGUUGUGUGUUAUGGUGCGAGAACCCAUAAUAGAAAUUUUUGACAAUCUAAAGCAUAUAAAUUAUAAUAAACCUGCUGUACGAUUCGUAUUAUACGGAAAGAAAGGAACAGGGAAGUCAUUGUCUUUGGCACAUGCUCUGCAUUAUGCUUACAGAGAGAAAUUUCUGAUAGUACAUGUUCCAUGGGUUGGAAACUGGAUGCGGAGAUCUAAAGAUUCCAGCAAUUCUGAAAUAACUGAAGGUCAUAUUGAUUUAAAUAUUGAUGCAGCAGCCUGGCUAUUACAUUUUAAAACUCAAAAUGCGGUACUGCUGCAAAAUCCAAAUUUGAAAAUUUCACAAGAUAUUGUAUGGACAAAACGAGAAACCACUCCAAAGGAUAGCUCAUUGAAAGAACUCAUAGAACAUGGCUUAAAUAGGAUACGUUUUGCUUCACGUUGUGUUACUAUUUUAGCACAGGAAAUUAAAAGACUUUCAUGUGAGGGUCAUUGUAAAACCUUUGUAGCAAUUGAUGGGUUUAAUGCAUUUUUCUAUCCUAAUACAAGGGUGUAUAACGAAAAGAAGGAGAUGGUAUCACCUGAUAAAAUAACAAUUACAGAAGGCUUUUUAAAUUUGACCAAAUUUGACUGGACAAAUUCUGUUAUAGUUGUUACCGUUGAUGAAAUUGCAAUUGCUGAAGUCGAUCAAACGUCACAUUAUCCAAGAUAUCUAUUAGGCAAAAAGGGCUUUGAGCAUUUAGAUCCAUUUAUACCGAUUGAGGUAAAAAAUUUUAACGAAAAAGAGCACCACAGCAUAAUGAACUACUACAAGGAAAGAAAAUGGAUUCAACCUUAUCCUGGUCAAGAUGAAGAACUAUAUUUCUUGAGCGGUGCAAACCCUUAUAAUUUGAUGAAUUUGUGCAAGUCUUUAUAGGUAUACAAUAUUUUUUUUGUUUUGUUUUUUAAUAUAUAAAACUAUAAAGUAGCAAGUA